Molecule: messenger RNA, 969 nt
Organism: Rosa rugosa (rugosa rose)
Lineage: Eukaryota; Viridiplantae; Streptophyta; Magnoliopsida; Rosales; Rosaceae
Product: peptide deformylase 1B, chloroplastic/mitochondrial
Exons: 6
Coding region: 56-877 (273 amino acids)
Biological process (GO): peptidyl-methionine modification
Cellular component (GO): mitochondrion; chloroplast
Molecular function (GO): peptide deformylase activity
Source: RefSeq, a predicted model, not a curated record
AGGAAUUACAAAGACGCAUAAUUUUCUGAGCUACACUACUCUAGUGUUUGUGGCCAUGGCUUGUGCGGCUUGGCUCCAGCCAAUUUCCUCACCCCACUCUAUCUUUCCAUCUCUCUGCCGCCGCCCAAUUUUUCCCGCCAUCUUCCACCGCUUCACCACCUUCUCCUCCGCCGGCCAUCCACUAUCCGCCGCCAACCGCCUCACUCCGGUCCACGCGCAGGCCAAACGAGGCCCCUCACUCAAAGAAGACGAAGUAGCUUCUGCUGCGGAUGUUGAAUUUGAGACGCCGCUGAAAAUUGUGGAGUAUCCGGACCCUAUACUGAGAGCAAAGAACAAGAGAAUUGAAUCGUUUGAUGAAAAUUUGAAGAAAUUAGUGGAGGAAAUGUUUGAUAUAAUGUACAAAACUGAUGGCAUUGGGCUCUCGGCGCCGCAAGUUGGAAUCAAUGUGCAGCUGAUGGUGUUCAAUCCGGUUGGGGAGCGCGGCGAAGGGGAGGAGAUUGUGCUUGUGAAUCCAAGAGUUAGCAGAUAUUCGCAGAAAACGAGGCUCUUUGAAGAGGGUUGCUUGUCCUUCCCGGGGAUUUAUGCUGAUGUUCAGAGACCAGAAACUGUGAAAAUAGACGCACGGGACAUCAGUGGUGCGAGGUUUACAGUCAACUUGUCAGGUCUUCCUGCACGGGUGUUCCAGCAUGAAUUUGACCAUUUGCAGGGUAUUCUUUUCUUUGAUAGAAUGACUGAAGGAGUUCUUGAAAGCAUCUCUGAACAGCUACAGGCAUUAGAGAAGAAGUAUGAAGAUAAAACAGGACUUCCAAGUCCUGAAAGGAUAGAAAGCCGUAAAAGGAUGAAGUUGAAGGCUGCUGCUGGUUUUGGGAAAUCAUAGUUAGGAUAGGAUUCCAGAGACGCAUCAAAUUUUUAUAUAAAAUGCUCACAUUGUAAUUUAUUAUCUUGUUUAUCUACAGUCUUUACACUUUA